UAAGAUAACAUAUCAGCGGUGUCUCUACAAAUUUGGAUUAAUGACGUACACAAAGCAUACAAGUCGAUGUGAAAAUUUGUAGUCUUCCAUCCCCAAUCAGUUAUUGGAAUUUUGUCAAAGUGAAAAGACAGAAUAAAUUAAUAAUCUAAAAUGCUGACCCAUUUUGCUGGAAAUAUUUUCUGCACAGUGGAGCCUGGGCAUAUUUUUGCAAUUGGUGGAAAAACUCUCGAUGGAGCAUCCAGGGUGGAUAUUAAUUUAACAUCCGGGAAAGGUGAAGGAGCUCCAAUUCCGCUCACAAUAUCAGUUCGUUUCCAUGAGGAUAUUAUCGUGAGGAAUACCUCACAUGAAGAUGGAUCAUGGGGUGUGGAAGAGCGUGAAGAUAACUUGGAUACAUACACUGUUCCAAAUCCUCUACUUGCAGGUGAAAGUUUCAAAGUUUAUAUUCUCGUGGGAGACACGAAAUUUCAUAUCGCCAUCAAUGGAUGUCGUUACUGCACCUACAUGUUCCGCACACCGCUAGAGGAUAUCCGGGCAAUUACGGUAAAUCACGACAUUCAAGUUGUGAAUCAGGUGGAUCACAGACAAGCCUUCCCAUCGCCCUACCCACCCGUGCAAUUCGAUGAAGCCCAAUUAGCCUUCACCAAUGAUGUUCCCAAACCCUUCUCCGCGGGUCACGUAAUAGUCAUCACGGGGAUCCCCUAUGGGAACCCUAAGGGGCUCUUCAUUAUACGAUUUACCGAAGGGGAGACUAAGAAGCAGGGACUCCAUUUUAAUCCACGAUUUGAAGCACGAGUUGUCGUGAGGAAUUCCUUGAAUGAUAACUUAACGUAUGCUACUGAAGAACGCGACGGUGAUUUCCCUUUUGUAAUUGAUCAGCAAUUUAAAUUGGCAAUUGGAUUCACUCCAAGUGAAUUCAGAUUUGCCGUAAAUGGAAAUUACUUUGGGAAAUUUUCAUAUCGAUCAUCCAACCUUCUGGACAGAUUGAAUGGCUUCAAAGUAAGCGUGGGGAAUGGCCUACAACUGGAGAUUACGAGUGUAGAUCACAUGAAUAUGGGUAUUUUGGAUUGUAGUGGAUUUGAGGAAUAUUCCCGGCCAGACGUUAUUAUCAUGUGAAAACCUCUUUUUUUGUUAAUCAAUGAACAGUUAGUUAGUUAGAAUGUUUGCUUUUGACUUACAUU
Messenger RNA from Lutzomyia longipalpis, 1178 nucleotides. RefSeq names its product 32 kDa beta-galactoside-binding lectin. Gene Ontology annotation, molecular function: carbohydrate binding. The record is from RefSeq and is a predicted model, not a curated record. Bases 151 to 1113 code for a protein of 320 amino acids. The transcript has 5 exons. NCBI's taxonomy places the organism in Eukaryota, Metazoa, Arthropoda, Insecta, Diptera, Psychodidae.